Molecule: messenger RNA, 10796 nt
Organism: Myotis daubentonii (Daubenton's bat)
Lineage: Eukaryota; Metazoa; Chordata; Mammalia; Chiroptera; Vespertilionidae
Gene: PRDM11
Product: PR/SET domain 11
Cellular component (GO): nucleus
Molecular function (GO): protein binding
Source: RefSeq, a predicted model, not a curated record
GCGGCAGGGCCUGGAGAGCCUGGGAGCCCCCGCUACGGAAUGACUUUUUAAAAUUCGAGAACUUUUAAUUCCGACCAAAAAUUAAAAAAAAAAAAAGUAUCCCAGUUGGAAAGUUCUUUUAACCUUUUCUUUUUUUUCAUUUAUUUAUUUUUUUCUCGAUUUCUCCGCGGGCGGGAUUAUAAAACUCGCCCUCUCUUUUUGGGCUCGAGGAGCGAGGCUCCCCCCUCCUGGCCGCGCGCGGGCGGGGGCCGCGGGGGCUCCGCGAGUUCUCUCCGGGGCCGGGCUGGGACGCGGCUGCCGAGUCCCCGCUCCGGCCCCUGAAUUGGGGGGUCCGCGUCUGCCCCAAACGCCGCUUUCUUCCGUUUUCCAUGUCAUUUCCUGUACUAAUAAGAUGGUGGUCAAAGAAGGGGAGGAGAGCAGCAGCGAGUCGCCGCCGCCGCCGCACCGAGGCUGGCGCUGAAACUUUGCCUCGCCAGGGACCAGCGCUCCCGCAGCGCGGCCGCUCCCGCCGCGGGGGCCGCCAGCCGGGGCCGCGCCGCCUCCGCCGAGCCGCCCGCCGGGCCGCCCGCGCCGCCCGGGCCCCGCGGAUGCCGCAGCAUUCCCGGGAAGAACAGAAUGACUGAGAACAUGAAGGAGUGUUUGGCGCAGACCAAGGCAGCUGUGGGGGACAUGGUGACCGUGGUGAAGACAGAAGUCUGCUCACCUCUCCGUGACCAGGAGUAUGGCCAGCCCUGUUCUAGGAGACCAGACCCCUCAGCCAUGGAAGUGGAACCCAAGAAACUGAAGGGGAAGCGUGACCUCAUCAUGCCCAAAAGUUUCCAGCAAGUGGACUUCUGGUUCUGCGAGUCCUGUCAGGAGUACUUUGUGGAUGAAUGCCCGAAACAUGGUCCCCCUGUGUUUGUGUCCGACACACCGGUGCCUGUGGGCCUGCCAGACCGGGCUGCCCUCACCAUCCCACAGGGCAUGGAGGUGGUCAAGGAUGCCAAUGGGGAGAAUGACGUGCGAUGCAUAAAUGAGGUUAUCCCCAAAGGCCACAUCUUCGGCCCGUACGACGGACAGAUCUCCACCCAGGACAAAUCAGCUGGCUUCUUCUCUUGGCUGAUUGUGGACAAGAACAACCGCUACAAGUCCAUAGACGGGUCAGACGAGACUAAAGCCAACUGGAUGAGGUACGUGGUCAUCUCCAGGGAGGAGAGGGAGCAGAACCUGCUGGCGUUUCAGCACAGCGAGCACAUCUACUUCCGGGCCUGCCGGGACAUCCGGCCCGGGGAGUGGCUGCGGGUCUGGUACAGUGAGGACUAUAUGAAGCGCCUGCACAGCAUGUCCCAGGAAACCAUCCAUCGCAAUCUGACCAGAGGAGAGAAGCGGUUACAGAGGGAGAAGUCUGAGCAGGCUCUGGAUGACCUAGAGGACCUGAGGGGUCCCAUUCACCUCCCUGUGUUGAAACAGGGCAAAAGUUCCUACAAGCGUGGUUUUGACGAGGGGGACGUGCACCCCCAGUCCAAGAAGAAGAAAAUUGACCUCAUUUUCAAGGAUGUGUUGGAGGCCUCACUGGAAACUGCAAAGGUGGAAGCCCGCCAGCUGGCCCUGAGCACCUCGCUGGUCAUCAGGAAAGUCCCCAAAUACCAGGGCGAUGCCUACAGUCAGUGUGCAAUGACCAUGUCACGUGGCGUGCAGAAUGUCAGCCGGACCCAGGGGGAGGGGGACUGGAAAACCCCCCAAGGGGCUUCCACGGAGCCAGGCCCAUUGGAUGAUGAAGAAGAGGAGCCUUCGUCAUUCAAGGCCGACAGUCCUGCCGAGGCCUCCCUUGCGUCCGACCCGCAUGAGCUACCCACCACCUCCUUUUGUCCUAAUUGUAUUCGCCUAAAGAAGAAGGUUCGGGAACUCCAGGCAGAACUAGACAUGCUUAAGUCUGGGAAGCUUCCUGAGCCCCCCGUAUUGCCAGCACAGGUACUGGAGCUCCCAGAGUUCUCAGACCCUGCAGCCUCCGAGAGCAUGGUCUCCGGCCCCGCCAUCAUGGAGGACGAUGACCAGGAGGUCGAUUCGGCAGAUGAAUCGGUCUCCAACGAUAUGAUGACUGCCGCCGAUGAGCCCUCCAAGAUGUCGUCUGCCACCGGGCGCCGAAUCCGGCGCUUUAAGCAGGAGUGGCUGAAGAAGUUCUGGUUCCUGCGGUACUCCCCAACCCUCAACGAGAUGUGGUGCCACGUCUGCCGCCAGUACACGGUGCAGUCCUCCCGCACCUCGGCCUUCAUCAUCGGCUCCAAGCAGUUCAAGAUCCACACCAUCAAACUGCACAGCCAGAGCAACCUGCACAAGAAGUGCCUGCAGCUGUACAAGCUCCGCAUGCACCCCGAGAAGACGGAGGAGAUGUGCCGCAACAUGACCCUGCUUUUCAACACCGCCUACCACCUGGCUCUCGAGGGCAGGCCCUACCUGGACUUCCGGCCCCUGGCUGAGCUGCUGAGGAAGUGCGAGCUCAAGGUGGUGGACCAGUACAUGAAUGAGGGAGACUGCCAGAUCCUCAUCCAUCACAUCGCCCGGGCACUGCGGGAAGACCUGGUGGAGCGCAUCCGCCAGUCACCUUGCCUCAGCAUCAUCCUGGAUGGGCAGAGCGAUGACCUGCUGGCCGACACGGUGGCUGUCUACGUCCAAUACACCAGCACCGAUGGCCCCCCGGCCACAGAGUUCCUGUCCCUGCAGGAACUGGGGUUCUCCAGCACAGAGAGCUACCUCCAGGCGCUUGAUCGAGCCUUUUCUGCCUUGGGUAUCCGGUUGCAGGAUGAGAAGCCAACCGUUGGCUUGGGCAUAGACGGGGCCAACAUCACAGCCAGCCUGCGUGCCAGCAUGUUCAUGACGAUCCGCAAGACGCUGCCCUGGCUGCUGUGCCUGCCCUUCAUGGUGCACCGGCCCCACCUAGAAAUCCUGGAUGCCAUCAGUGGGAAGGAGCUCCCCUGCCUGGAGGAGCUGGAGAACAACCUGAAGCAGCUGCUGAGUUUCUACCGGUACUCGCCGCGACUCAUGUGCGAGCUGCGGUGCACGGCCUCUACCCUCUGUGAGGAGACGGAGUUCCUGGGCGACAUCCGGGCCGUGAGGUGGAUCAUCGGCGAGCAGAAUGUCCUCAACGCCCUCAUCAAGGACUACCUGGAGGUGGUGGCCCACCUCAAGGACGUCAGCAGCCAGACCCAGCGGGCGGACGCCUCGGCCAUCGCGCUGGCCCUGCUGCAGUUCCUCAUGGACUACCAGUCCAUGAAGCUCAUCUACUUCCUCCUGGACGUGAUCGCUGUGCUCUCACGCCUGGCCUACGUCUUUCAGGGCCAGUACCUCCUGGUGUCUCAGGUGGAUGACAAGAUCGAGGAGGCCAUCCAGGAGAUCAGCCGACUGGCCGACUGUCCCGGGGAAUACCUGCAGGAGUUCGAGGAGAAUUUCCGGGAGAGUUUCAAUGGGAUCGCCAUGAAGAACCUCAGGGUGGCUGAAGCCAAGUUCCAGUCCAUCAGGGAGAAGAUCUGCCAGAAGACCCAAGUGAUCCUGGCUCAGAGAUUCGACUCGCGCAGCCGGAUCUUUGUGAAGGCCUGCCAGGUGUUCGACCUCGCCGCCUGGCCCAGGAACAGCGAGGAGCUCGUGAGCUAUGGCAAGGAGGAUAUGAUUCAGAUAUUUGAUCACCUGGAGGCUAUCCCGACCUUUUCCCGAGACAUCUGUCGGGAAGGACUGGACCCCCGGGGGAGUCUGUUGAUGGAGUGGCGAGAACUCAAGGCUGAUUACUAUACCAAAAAUGGCUUCAAGGACCUGAUCGGCCACAUCUGCAAAUACAGACAGAGGUUUCCGCUCUUGAACAAGAUCAUCCAGGUCCUCAAGGUCCUCCCCACUUCCACCGCUUGCUGCGAGAAAGGCCGAAAUGCCCUGCAGCGAGUUCGCAAGAACCACCGCUCCCGCCUGACCCUGGAGCAGCUCAGCGACCUGCUGACCAUCGCAGUCAACGGCCCGCCCAUUGCCAACUUUGACGCCAAGCGAGCCCUGGACAGCUGGUUUGAGGAGAAGUCUGGCAACACCUACUCUCUGUCCGCGGAGGUCCUCAGCCGGAUGUCUGCGCUGGAACAGAAGCCGGUGCUGCAGACCGUGGACCACGGAGCGGAGUUUUACCCGGACAUUUAGGGAACCGGUGUCACAGAGGUCACUAAGCUGUUGAAUAUUUUUUUAAUCUAUACUCACAAGCUUUGAUAUAUUAUAUAAAUAUAUAUUAUAUUAUAUAUAUUAAAAACCCACACUGAAAAAAUUUUUAAAAACCAAGGUGACACAUCCACCAGAAGCUACUGGGAACUUUCAGAAAGGAAUAAUGUCAGAAACUGACUCUCGUCUACAACAUUUGGCAGCUGCAACAUCCGUGGCAACUCAUUUUCACUCACAGACGCAUGUGCUGGGGCCACACGUGUUCCCACCUACCGGCCAGCCAACAGCAUACGCUAAAAUGACGGGUCUCUGUCAUCACCUUUAGGUAACUCGUGUCGUCCGUGUUCUUGUCUGGGUGGGUGAGGGGCUUGGGUUGGGGUUUAUGUUCUUGCCUUUUCUUGUUUGGUUUUAUGAUGGGGUUUCUCAGCCUCUGUGUUGACAUGCUGGCCCGGCUGAGUCCGAUCUCUGAUUUGGGAUAAGGGCGGGUUGUGUAUCUGGAUCAGGUGUUUCGACUUUCUCUCCCACCUGAGUUCAGCUGGAGAGAUUUUUACUCUUUUCUUCACUGUCUUAGAAACACGCGUUGGUCAAACUGUGACACCCACUACUCCCCACCUCUGUCGCCAAUCCCGUCCCUGGGUUGUUCAUUCCCUCCUUCCAGUCCCCCUGGAUCCUUAUUACCUGUAAUACUGAAGGCAAAAUUGCCUGACAACCGAGCUUGAAAUCCUGGGGAAGGAAGAGGGGAUGCCCAUUUUGCAUUCCUGUUUUUAAAUAGUGUGGGAUAAAGUAGUCUGAUUCCAUUCAGAUCCAGGGCUGCUGGAGAAAUGAAGAGCCGAGAAAUCCAGACCCCAAAGGGCAGCGAUUUAUUGGCUAAAAAUAAGUAAAAUGAAAAAUAUGUAUUCAAUUUACAUAAAUUAUUUAUACUCUAUCUUUAUAAUCAUAUAAUGGGGGGAGGGGUCUUUUUUUCCUUUAAUAAUCAAGAAAUGCCUGCCAGAGUUCCAUGGCAGGACAUGUCAAUGCAAGUUGUGCCCUGGAUUAUGCAAAUGAGAGUCUCUAGAGAUUUAGUCCUUUUUCUGCAACAGGCUGAUAACCAGCCCUACCCCCUGGCAGGAAGGUAGUGGGAACCUGGGUGAUGCAUCUAUGCCUGUGAACACUUCCAUUUUUGAACAGGGUAGAGAUGUCCUAGGAGAAAGGAAUAAGCAAGGGGAAAGAUAGGACUCUCAAAGGCAUCAGCCUACACACACACACACACACACAUACACACACACACAACCAACCAACCACGAUAUAAGCUUUAGAAGUAGCCACUUGCCUACUCCCUGGGGCAAAUAGUGGUUUAAGCUAGAGGAGUCAGAUCAAUGCUCUUUCAUUCAUUUAACUACCAGUAUACCUCGCAAGGGAGUUUUGUUUUGUUUUUUAAAUGUGCGUGAGCUGUUAGAAGAAACUUCUGUUCAUGUUUCCACACUUGGUUUAUGCAUAUUUGAUAUGCAGAGAUCCCGUGUCAUGGGUGCAGGUCAUAUUUGGGGGAGGGAGGAAGAUCCGCACCGUCUGUGGUCAUUAGGGAGCCACCCCUCUCAGCUGGCAGAGGGUGAGCAAAGGAUCAUGUGCUCUGGCCCCAGGGUCCCCGACCGGCUUGGCUCAGACAUUAUAAAACUGUGGUGGCUCCCUCCCUUCUGGUUUAUCUUGCCUCUGAGGCCUCAUGCCACCGUAGCGAACAUAGUAGAAACGUCAUCAACACUGAACAUGUCACUCCCCCUUCCUGCCCUGCCAGUCCCUUCACCCCCCACAGGUCCCGUCCCCCACCCCCAUGGUCUUGGUGCUAAGAUAACUUUAGAAUCAUUGCUGCUAGUUGAUAGCUUUUCAUUACAUAAAUAUAUUAUAUAUAUUAUAUAUUAUUUUUGAAACUUUUUGUUUGUUUGUUCCAACAGUGAUGUAGCAUGUUAAAACAAAAAACAAAACCUGGUUUUCUCUGACGGUCCCACUGCCAGGCCUCGUAUGCUGCCUUCUUCAACAAAUCAAUGCACCCCUGCCUGUGGCAUCCAGCCCCCCACCCCUUCCCCAGCCCCACUACUUCCCCACCCUCCUCUGAGCAAGGAGAAGAAACUAGCAAGGAAAGACCCAAAGCUCUUUCUGAUGCUUUGAAAUUCCCAGCCUCACUCCACUUCCCCACUUUAAGCUGAUAUCUCCUCCCCCGACUCCACCCUUCCCAUCAGGGUCAGUAACUGUGGUCAAGUGGGAUGCUAUUGCAAAGCACACGGUUCCACCUUUCCCUCCCCAGCUUCCUCUCCACCACACAGACUAAGAUGGCUCGAAGGCAGAGGUGGAUGGCAAGGUGGGCAGGCCUCGGUGGAGGCAGAAACAGUAGGUUGGGAUCCGUUCUUCUAGCCAACAGAUGCCUUACACCUUCUCUUCCCACACCUCUACUCCUCCCCACCCACUGCAUUGGGACCCUCUGUGGAUAGUCCCCCUAAACCACUCAUUUGCAAACCAGGAAGAGAGUAUCUGCUUGAGCAACUAGUCAGGGCUGCGAAUGUGUCCUCUUGAGAGACCACGGUCCAACUCAGCUCAGUGUUUAUCCACAGGGAACCAUCCUUUGGGUCAAUGCCAUUUUCAACCUGUACCUUCUGAGAGAGCUGGGAGCCAGUGACCUGCUUCUCGGCUAGAAGCAUGAGCUAUGGCUACAGGCGGCCACCUGUUCAGCCAGGGUCUGAAACAGAGAGGAUGGGCUCUCUGGAGAGUCUUGAACUUUGGCAAGGCUCCCAAACACUGGGUGCGCAUGCCCUUUGCUGAAUUCAGCUAGGCCGUGUCAGACACUCUGAAGGCCACUUUGCCUGGGGACGGGAUAAUCGGGGUGACACCACUGCAAUUUACACAAGGGCUUUUCUCAGCCUGGAUGCUCCCAGGAGGCGCAGUGCUUCUGUCCUGUGCAUGGGGCAUGUGACUACCGGUGAUUUCUAUCACAGGCAUUUCCCACUCUCUGCUUCUUGAGAAGGACUUUUGGGUUGAUGGAACCCUCAGGGUCUAGUCCAGGGAGGCACAUGCUUGGCUAACCUACCCUUCCUUUGAUGGGUAUAAACAGUGGUUGGCUGGGCAGCCAUUACAUCCCAACUGUGGUGGCUUCAGACAAGACAGAGCCCUUUAACUCAGCCCCUGGCUUAGAAGUGACAACCAUUGGCUUAGAAUAAAGUGUGUGUGUGUCUCUGGGCUUGAGACUUGUCCUAAUUGAACUUUCUUUGGCUUUUGGAGGGGGUGGGAAGUGAGAUCAGGUUUGGGGGGGCAAUCAUGCCUAGCACAUACAUUGCCGAGCCUGGGAACCAGAGGUCCUUGUGGUUAAAAUGGUGUGCUUCUCCUCAAUGGAGGAAAAAAAGUUACCAUUCAUGAAAACUGAGGACAGCCCAGUCCUGCCUAGGAACUCUUGCUGUGUCAGAAUCCCCCAGGUUUUGACUGCCUGGUUGAAUAUGAGUUCAGGCAUCUGAAUCACCAGUUGGUUUUUUUGUGGGUUUUGUUUGUUUUUUGUUUUUGUUUUUGUUUUUGUUUUUGUUUUUUUGGACUGCUGGCCACAUCCCAUAGUACUGGGUGGAGUCUGAUUUCCUCAUCCUCGCUUGGGAAUGAGAACAGGCUCCCGCUCCAAGAUCCCUGGAUAGCAGGGGUCAGUGCUGGACCCUGAAUCCAGGGCAGUUGGGGGUCGUGGCCCCAACCCCUCCUACUUGCUACCAUGUUGAGUCGUCUUGCCUAGCCCUUCUCCUUGACUUGCUUCUGUUGAUCCUAUCAUUUGGAGGAAGGACCUUGUAAUUAUUUAAGGUAAUGUUGAAAUGUUUUCCAUGUGGAAAAGCAGUAGAAUGCUGAAAACGAUCCUGGAGAGAGGGAAGUGGAAUACGGACUUGGCCCAGCCCAGGCUGGGGGGCUAGAGUCACUUUAGCUGUUCCCUGGAGCCUCCUGGGCUCCAGCAAGUGGCCUGGGGGGUUGAAAUAGAAAUUCUCCUCUAGAUUCCUCCCCCUUCAUUUUUCCUCCACCCUCGGGGUCUAGUCCAGGGAGCAGGAAAUCGGUACCUAGAGCUGGUGUUGGCUUACUGUCUGGAUUGAUUUCCAGGUAGAAUUCGUGUUUUUUCUUGGUCCUAUCACCCAGUUUGGGCAGAAGGCUCCAAUCCCACUGGGACUCACACUCCCCGCUUCUCCUAAGGGCAGGCCCAGCCAGGCCAGCCUCGGACAGCCCAAGCAGGGAGGCCAGGCCUGCUUCACCAAGAAAGGCGUGUUUGCGUCCGGAGGCUGGUGAGCUUGGGGCAGUUCCAUUCCAGAUACCAGCCUCCUGGAGGUGGUGCUGGGUCUGAGGUUCCAGUCUGGGUCUUGAGGGAAGAUUACAUGCAGGACCCUUUUUCUGCCUGGAGGAGGACCCCUCUCUGCUCUCUGUUCUGGGUGCUUUAGAUGGAGCUGUGAUAUGUGAUGGAGCCUUUGAGGUGAUCUUUGUGUGUUAGCCAGAGGGAGUAAAAGUGCCCUUUGGGGAGGAAAAUGGUACGGCCCACCUCUUCCAUCUGGCUCUCCCCCACCCCAACCCCUUCAAGUGGUAUCGCCCUAGAAAUACCUAUGCAAUCCAGUCUCCCUUGGAGAGUGCAUGGAAGCAGGGGUAUGUGCAGUGUAUAAUACAAAUGCUACAGCAUAUAUAUUGUAUAUAUGGACAUAUACAGUACGUAUACACAGAGUAAGAGAUUGAAUCACGUCUAUAUAUCUAUAAAUAAUAUCCUAUAUAUUUAUACAUUUUUAUGUUUUAAAUAGAUAUAAAAAUAGAGUCUAUAGAGAGCUGGGAGAGCAACGGGAAAGCCUGUGUUGUGCAAAGAGGGAGGAGGCAGAGCCUUUUGCAGGGGCUGAUGAGGGAGCUAAGCAGGCAGGGUUUGCCAGGAAUGGAGCCUCCUACCCCCAGUGGUGGAGAGGAGCGUAACUGGGUCCCCGCCCUCUCCGUGCACUUUCUCUCCUUGACCGCAGGCUUGGUCUGAGGUUGGAAGGAGAUACUCACUCCCUGAGCUCCAACUGAAGUGCCCCCUUCAUCCCCCCGCAAGCCUAUGGUGUGGUCGCUGCUGCCUGGCAGUAGCUCGUGAUCACUGACCCAUGGUGUAGGGACCACUGCACAAUUUUCCCUAAAUGCCCUCUUCCCCCACCCCCCCCCCCACCCCCAGGAGCAAGCAGCAUUGGAAAGGUGCAAAUUGGACCAAGAGUGGUCCAAGAAAGUUGCUGCCCCUCCCUCCUCCCAUGUUUCUACUGCCCCCUAGAGGCCAAACCUCUGGAGUACCUCCCUCACCCACUCCAUCACUGUCCGCCAGGGACUGGAGAAGUGAAGUGGGCAGCAUGAGCAUCACCAGACAGUGCUGCUCACCAGCAAGAAGCUUCCUGGCCAGGGCAGGGGUCAUCAGCUAACUCGGGGGGGGGGGGCAGGGGGGAGACAUAUCCGCACACUCAUGAAUUCAGUAGCAAUUCCAGUUCCGAAGCAGGGCUUUGGCCCAGCCCACUUUGCACAGCUGCUGCUGCUGGCUGUACUCAGGACAACCAACUCUCUUCCCUCUCCUGCACGGAGGCCCACCGACCCCUCACCUUACCGCCACCGUAACAGGCAGGUUUAGUUCACAUACACUGUUCUGACUCUGACUUGAGGCAGAGGCUGAGCCGGACGCCCCAUGAGGGAGGGCUGGUGCAGCCCCGUUGGAAUCAGAAGCCCGUUUUGCUUCCAGGUUUCUCUCUCGGUAGUUUCUUUCCCCUGAAGGCGGGGAGGAGGGGCUGAUGGGGUUGCAGUUGAAGGGAGACACAAGACAGCUGCGUCCUCUGUGCUCCAGACCAGCCUCUGACUCUUGGCUCUCCCAUCUCUGAGCCCCAUCUUGCUCUUCCCCACCAUCCUACCAACAGACCUCAGUUUCCAGCAGACCCACCCCUAUACCGACAGUCGGGGGAGGGUCUGUUCUGCCAAUGCCCACCUCCUCUCCCUCCAAGUCCGCCUGGGUCUCCUUGAGCCACAGCUAGCUGCCAACCGGGUCUUGGAACACCCUCCAGGGCCUGGCUCAAGAAAGGCCAGGCCUGGUCCAAGCCUUCCUCCCACCGCGGUGGAUCAGACCCAUGGCCAGGGGAUGGGCACCCCGGGUAGCAAUCCCACAAUGCACUGUACCUCAGAGAGAGAGCAGCCACGGGGCAUCAAGGCACCGGGCCCUCCGUCCAGGGACAGCCGGUUACAGUACUGCUCACAGACAGACAAGGGCCAGGCUGCCCUUGGCACCCUCGGUCUUCACUCACCUCUCCGGAAGAGCCAGCAGUCUGAUUCAGUCUUUUUCAGCCCCUGUCUCUCUCCUUCUCUCCACCCCCACGCUGCUGAACCAUGUCAUUUCAAUCCUAAAGGAAAAAUGUAGUGGGGGAGGGGGGAUACCUGGGAGUCUAUUAUCACAUACAUAUGAAUAUGUUAAUACUUUCUUUCUUAAAAAAGAAAAAAAUCUCGAUGUUAUUAUUUUGCAGACUACGCUUUAUAGUACCUGUGUGACGGGACCUAGAACACUGGAUACAAAUAGAGCUAUGUUGGUUUAUCAUAAUAUGUACGCAGAACCUUCCUUUUGUCAUAUUAUCCUUGUAAUGUAAGGAGAUUGUUAAUAAAAGCAUUUAAAUUUA